This is a messenger RNA of Pangasianodon hypophthalmus (striped catfish), 3061 nucleotides long. Its product is annotated as GTPase IMAP family member 8. Gene Ontology annotation, molecular function: GTP binding. The transcript is spliced from 3 exons. NCBI's taxonomy places the organism in Eukaryota, Metazoa, Chordata, Actinopteri, Siluriformes, Pangasiidae. The coding region runs from base 126 to 2123 and encodes 665 amino acids. The record is from RefSeq and is a predicted model, not a curated record.
AGUAACUUGAUUCUCUAGCAGAAAAACGAAACUUUUAAGAAGAGGGCUGUGAGGACUGUGAGAGAGAGAGGACCAAGAUUCUGUGUUGUGAGUAAAUAUUUUGUCUGUGAUCAAAACAUCCAGAGAUGAGGCGUUCUCAGUUCAGGAACUCUACCAGUCUGCAUGGAGCUGCCCAGUCCCCAGUAACUCAGCUGCGGUUGGUGCUGGUGGGCAGAACUGGUUCAGGUAAAAGUGCCACUGGAAACACCAUCUUGGGUGAAGAAUGUUUCCCAUCUAAACUGAGCAUGAACUCAGUGACAAAGCAAUGCAAGAAGGCAUGUGGAGUAGUUCAUGGGCGGAGCCUAGCGCUGAUUGACACUCCUGGCUGGUUCGACACCUCCCUCCAGCAAAAUGAGAUAGCACAGGAAGUGUCUAGAUGUCUGACCAUGUGUUCACCUGGACCACAUGCAUUUCUGCUCAUCAUACCACUCGCUCGCUUCACAGAGGAGCAGCAGCAGACUGUAGAUAUGAUUGAGGAGGCUUUCAAGAAGAACAUGAGUGAUCACACAAUCAUCAUAUUUACCCAUGCAGACGAGCUGGAAGGAGAGCCCAUUGAGCAGUUCAUAUCAAAACAGGGCCAGAAAAUCCAGGAUAUUAUUGCACGUUUCGGUGGGCGUUUCCUGGCUUUCAACAAUGAGAACCCAGAGAACCAGGACCAGGUGAAACAGCUCCUGAAGAAGCUGGAUGAGUUGCUGGAACAGAACGAGUACCGUCACUUCACCAACCAGAAAACGGAGCAUCCAGAGAUGAGGCGUUCUCAGUUCAGGAACUCUACCAGUCUGCAUGGAGCUUCCCAGUCCCCAGUAACUCAGCUGCGGUUGGUGCUGGUGGGCAGAACUGGUUCAGGUAAAAGUGCCACCGGAAACACCAUCUUGGGUGAAGAAUGUUUCCCAUCUAAACUGAGCAUGAACUCAGUGACAAAGCAAUGCAAGAAGGCAUGUGGAGUAGUUCAUGGGCGGAGCCUAGCGCUGAUUGACACUCCUGGCUGGUUCGACACCUCCCUCCAGCCAAGUGAGAUAACGGAGGAAGUGCUAAGAUGUCUGACCAUGUGUUCACCUGGACCACAUGCAUUUCUGCUCAUCAUACCACUCGCUCGCUUCACAGAGGAGCAGCAGCAGACUGUAGAUAUGAUUGAGAAGGCUUUCGAGGAAAACAUGAGUGAUCACACAAUCAUCAUAUUUACCCGUGCAGACAAGCUGAAAGGAAAGCCCAUUGAGCAGUUCAUAUCAGAACAGGGCCAGAAAAUCCAGGAUAUUAUUGCACGUUUCGGUGGGCGUUUCCUGGCUUUCAACAACAAGAACCCAGAGAACCAGGACCAGGUGAAACAGCUCCUGAAGAAGCUGGAUGAGUUGCUGGAACAGAACGAGUACCGUCACUUCACCAACCAGAAAACGGAGGUUGUAGAGAAGGCACUAGCAAUGUUGGAACAGAAAAAGCAAGAAAAACUAGCUGAAUCAAUUAAGAAGGCCAAGCAGGAAGUAAGGCAGAUGGCUGAACAUCGCAAGGCUGACAUCAUUAAAAACCUGGAGGAGGAGAAGCAAGAGAUAGAAAGAUGCAGGAGUCACAUCAAGGUUGAAAUCCUCCAUUUAACAGCAGAAAUUAACAAAGAAAAUGAAAACCUUUAUAAAGAUCCACACAGGCUGCAGUUGCUGCAGGGAUCUCUACAGGGUGCAAAAAACAGCCUCAGAAGGCUAGAGGAAGAGAAGGAGUUAAGGGUAAAGGAAAGUGCAAAAAAGAAAAAAGAAUUAGAAAUAUGGAUCAAGGAAGAAGAACAGAGAAGAGAGCAAGAGGAGAGAGAAAAGGCUUCAAAUGAGGAUGAAAGCAAAUGGUAUUACAAUGAAAAAUAUUUCACUAUUCUGAAGUACCUCAUCAUUUUUUUGGGAGGUGCUGGAGCUGGAUUUGCGCUGGCACCUGCACUUUUUAUGACCGCUGCAGCACCUGUAGGACUGGCAGCAGAGUUAACCGCACUGCUCGGACCAGAGCUUGCAGCCAUCGUGAUGGCAGCAGCUACAAAAGCAGCUCCUUUAAUGGGUGCAGCAACAAAGGUAGCUCCAUUGGUGACUGGCCUUUGUUCCAUUCAAUAACACAAAAGCCAAAACAUAUGUCUGUAAGUUUGGAGAAAUCUAUAAUGUUGUCAUCCUCUAGUCCAAGCGUGUAAAACAGGCACAGAAAAUGAAUGUAGAAUCCGUGUUCUAAUUUAUUACUGUGUGGUGAACCAUAAUUGAAUUAAAAGAUAAGAAAAAAGAGCUAGUAUCUGUUUUUCUACUAGAGAGCAAAAUAGACCAAUAAAUUGAUCCGUAAUUCUCCAUUAGAAAGCUACGAAUUUUACAUAUAAUCCUAACUGGGUCCAUUUCCUAAUUAAGUCCAUGUAUUAGUCCAGUAUAAUCCUAAUUAAAUCCAUUUCAGUUCCAGUUUGUAGCGCUACAAAAUUUGGAAAGGUUCAAGGGGGUUAACAUUUAUGCAAAACACUGUAUGGUAAAACCAUAAUUUAGAAAUGAACAUGCUAAUGGUAAUGAAUUGUUCAUUUGUUUUGUAGGUGAUACAGUGUAUAUUCAAUCUGGCCCACUUGACAUUGGACUAAGUGUCAUGUGGCCUGUUACCUAAAAAGUGAUUAACACCCCUGUUCUAGUCUGUCUGAUGAUAUCAGAUGUUUGUAGUGUGUAGGAAGAAUAAGAAAAUGAACAUUUUUAUUACAAUCAUAAUCUGUUUUAUUAUUCAUUUUGCAUAUACUAAUCGCAGUCAUUGUACUGCUUGCAUUCUUCGCUACUUAGUGUAAAGCAGCUCUGUCUUUGGGCUUUCCUUUGAUGCAUUAAUUACAAAAUAUUUUACUGCUUACAGAAAAAAACAAUAUAUUAACUAGAACUGUAAUUCGAAAUACUUUUAUGUUAAUAUACUACUAGUAUGUACACAUUCAAUUAAUCAGAUACAUAAGUGUGUUUCCAUGUAACAAAGUGUGGGGUUCAUAGAUAUUAUUGCAAUGAUAAUGUAUCCUAUAAAAUAAAACAAAUUUGAGAUUUUUCCA